AUGAGUGAGAUGAGCCAAGUUGCACAACCUUAUGCCAAAGCUGCCUUCGAGUUCGCCUGCUCAAGGAAUGCUCUCUCGCUGUGGCAAAACCUGUUGCAAUCAGCUUCUCAGAUCAGCAAUGACACACAGAUGAGAAUGUUAUUGAGCCACCCACUGACAGCACAGUACGGUUCUCAACUGUUACAAGAACUUUGCCAGCCCAAAGGCAACCCGUAUACCAACAAUUUUCUACAAUUGCUGGCACGAAAUCAAAGAUUAAACGCAUUACCUGAAAUUUAUCAACAGUUUAUUCAAUUGCAACAGACACAAGCUAAGCAAGAAACCGUCGAAAUUAUCACGGCACGUUCCUUAACCACUCAGCAAGAGCAUCAGCUAAAUCAUGCAUUAGCCAAACGGCUAAAUCGCCAGGUUACAUUACACAUUCAGGUUGAUCCUAAAUUACUGGCUGGCCUCAUUAUUCAUAUCGGUGAUUGGAUGCUUGACCGCAGUAUCCGAGGUUGA
Messenger RNA from Cryptotermes secundus, 501 nucleotides. Its product is annotated as ATP synthase subunit delta-like. Gene Ontology annotation, cellular component: membrane. The transcript has a single exon. The record is from RefSeq and is a predicted model, not a curated record. Gene Ontology annotation, biological process: proton motive force-driven ATP synthesis. The coding region runs from base 1 to 501 and encodes 166 amino acids. Lineage: Eukaryota; Metazoa; Arthropoda; Insecta; Blattodea; Kalotermitidae. Gene Ontology annotation, molecular function: proton-transporting ATP synthase activity, rotational mechanism.